This is a messenger RNA of Colletotrichum siamense, 3567 nucleotides long. RefSeq names its product ATP-dependent DNA helicase PIF1 (gene pif1-1). Gene Ontology annotation, molecular function: DNA-binding transcription factor activity, RNA polymerase II-specific; DNA binding; ATP hydrolysis activity. The coding region runs from base 1 to 3567 and encodes 1188 amino acids. Gene Ontology annotation, biological process: regulation of DNA-templated transcription; DNA repair; telomere maintenance. The record is from RefSeq and is a predicted model, not a curated record. The transcript has 10 exons. NCBI's taxonomy places the organism in Eukaryota, Fungi, Ascomycota, Sordariomycetes, Glomerellales, Glomerellaceae.
AUGGUCAAGUUUAAGCCGGCCCGGGAUGCGCUGGUCGGAAACCCCCGCCCUGCAUCCCAGCAGGCGAGACAGGCCGCGAUGGACUACAUUGACGACGAGCGCAAUCCCGUCGUGCUCGAUGAUGGGUGGGCCCCCAAAUACUACGUGGUCUACAACCUGCGAGGGCCCGAUGCGUACGGUAGGAAGUACGGCAUCUUCACGAACUGGAACGAUACCAAGGUCCAAACUGAAGGCUGCAAGAACAAAAACACUACUGCUUCGACUUUCGACCAGGCUAUGAAUCUUCUAGUAGAGGGGCUGGCCCUCGAGAUCGACGAUGGCUGUUUGUUGAAUUAUCCCCCGGUACAUGCAAGUCAAUCCACCGUACCCGCCCCUGCACCUGCGUCGGCGCCUGCCCCGGUCAAGCGGCCGAGGGAGGAGGAGCCCGAGCCUCACCCGGAGACUUCAGCUGCCUUUCUUGUUGACUUGCAUCGAUCUAAAAAGGUCAAACACGAGGAAAACUACCAAUCUGGUACACCUCAGUCACCAAUCAUAGUCGAGGAUGAUUCCGAUCAGGAGGCAACUGAAGAGGGGCAGAAUUUCCAUGAGGCCGCAAUUAAAGGGGAGGGGGCUUUUGAGGACGAGGAAGAAGCAAUGAGGGAAGCUGAGGGAUUUAUACCUCUCAGUGGCUACUCCAGUCAAACGAACGAGUAUAUCAAACGCGAAAAUGAUCGCCGGGGAGGCGGGGAAGACCCGCCAGUCGUAGAGGAGGCCCCAGAGCUUCCCCUCUGUCCUGAACAGCAGCACGCCCUGGAUCUCGCCAUGCAGGGCCACAAUCUCUUCAUCACUGGAUCCGGCGGCUGCGGCAAAUCAGUCCUGGUGAAGGCCCUCAGCAAGGCCUUCGACGCCCAGGAGAAGACCGUCUACCUCGUCGCACCCACGGGCCAGGCCGCCACAAACAUCAACGGCAGGACAACAUAUUCCUACGCUGGAUGGAGCACCACCGCCCCGGCGGAGACACUCAGGACCCUCAUCCAAGAGGCCCGUCGCAGGAGCGUGUGGGAGCGCAUCAUGAGUACCGACGUCCUCAUCAUCGACGAGAUCAGCAUGGUCGAGAGCGAGUUCUUCAACCGCCUCUCUGACGUCCUCAUCGCGCUCCGACGGGAAGCGUUUCUCCGCAGCUACCCCAAUGUCGUCGAAACCCAGACCGCGGAAUCGGUGGAGCGACCAUUCGGCGGCAUCCAGGUCAUCGCCGUCGGCGACUUUUGCCAGCUGCCCCCGGUGCUACCGUUCAGCUACUGCACUGAGGAGGUGGCGUAUGACCAAUUUGGCGGUACUUCGACGCCGUGUGGGAAGAUGGAUUUCGACAAGAAAGGCAACCUGCACUUCUGUCCUCGAAACAGGGAGCAUCCCAGCUUUCGGGAUAACGAAAAAUGGGCUUUCAACUCGCGGACCUGGGAACAGUGCAACUUCCAAUACAUCCAUCUAACCAAGAUCCAUCGACAAACCGAUGAGCGAUUCAUCACGAUGCUCCAGAACAUCCGCCUCGGCCAUACAACUGACGCCGAUCUUGACGUCCUGCUGCAACCUCGCCAAUUCAGGGAUGGCAUAGCCCUGUUCAGCCAUAAGCAGAAAGCCAAGGAUCACAACAACCGGGAGCUUAACAAGCUUCCCAGCCGACCAGAAAAAUUACUUUCCGUGGACUACCCUAGAGACCUUGGCGACAACAACGACAAGCACCGUUUCGACAAACAAUUGACCCUCAAGGCCGGCAUGCCGGUUGUGCUGCUGGCUAACCUCGACGUCGAGAAUGGUCUCUGCAAUGGCAGCCAGGGCAAGCUCCUCCGCUUCGUACGGACGCUGCACGAACACAACAAACCCAAAAUGCCCGAAGAGAAGAGUUACAAGGGAGACCACUACGCCUUCGAGCUCGCAUGCGCUAGAUACGACCAAAUGACCGACUACAUCAAUGGCGCAUCAGGCGUCGAGGGUUUCCCCGAAGUCAUAUUCGCAAACGGCCAGCGACGCGUCAUCGUGCCUUACUGCAACAUGCACGAUAUCGAAACAGCGAUGGAGCAAACCCCCCACGGGUCGAGGAAGGCCCUGACGGGGUACUCGGCGCGAACGCAAAUCCCCCUCGUCCCGGGCUGGGCCAUGACCAUCCACAAGAGCCAGAGCCUGUCGCUCGACCGCGUCAUCGUCAACCUGGAGGACGUCUGGGACGGGAGGCAGACGUACGUGGCCCUGAGCCGCGCGCGGUCGCUCGGCGGUCUCAAGGUCAUCGGGAACAAGGCCAAGAUGAGGAGGACGCUGCCGCUGGACCCCGAGGUGAGGAAGUUCAUGAGGGAGGUGGAGCACCGGGCGGCUACGGUGGCUACGGUAGACGAGGCGAGCUUUCAGUGCGACGGCAACCCUAUACAAUGCUCAGCAUGCAAGUACCGGGAGUCGGAUUGUGAAUACGUACACGCCCCGAAUAAUCGCAAACCCCCGAAGAAAGAAUACGUGGCUGCGCUGCAGGCUCGUGUGAAGAGUCUUGAGGCCGAACUCGCCCGAGUGCGGGGCUCCGGUGAGAGUGGUGACUUGGCCCCCGUUGCUGAUACCGAAUCCCGGGAAGCCGGCGACGAAGAUGAACGGAUGUCGCCGGAGUCUACGACCAGCCAUGGAACAUCUAGGACAAUGUCAGUGGCAAUGGAAGAAGUGACUGAUAUCCUCGGGCGCUUUGCCAUCGGGGACGGGGGAGAGCUCUGCUACUUUGGCUCCCGGAGCAAUUUGAACCUCUUGAGGAGCGCGACGAUCCGCUCAACGUCGAACAUCGAGAUGCAGCGCAGAGGCUACGAGGCGGCCAAGGCCCAAGUGGGACUCGUUGUAGCGUCUCAGGACCUUCAGACGCAGCUUUUGGAUUUAUUUUGGAAGUGGCAGAACUCUUGGCAGUACAUCGUUUGCAAGGCGCCGUUUCUACAGGAUCUGAGCAGCCAUCCGGGCAGCCCCUUUGGGCGAUUUUGUUCGCCUGCCCUGUUUUACACCAUCUUGGCACUUGCUUCGAGGUACACCGACGAUGUACGUGUCAGAACUGAUCCGAACGAUCCAAACACCGCGGGAGACGCGUUUGCGGCCCAGGCCCGGGUGAUGCUGCACUAUGAGUGUGAAGCGCCAAACCCGACCACCGUCCAGGCUUUGGCCUUGACGUGCUUGCGCGAGAUGGCCGUCGACAAGGAGGCCCUUGGGUGGAUGUACUGCGGCAUGUGUGUGCGCAUGGCUAUGAACUUGGGGAUGCACCUAGACUGCUCGUCGUGCCUCUCGGAGGGAACACUCAGUGCCGAAGAGGCUGAGGUGAGGAACGUGACAUGGUGGGGAUGCUACGUGCUUGACAAGCUCUUCAACAUUGGUCUGGGGAGGCCGUCCAUGGUUCAGGCGCGGGAUGUCACAGCUGAACUGCCGAGCACCUGCUGCGUGGAGGAGCUGGAACCAUGGCAAGGGGUAUCAAGUCUAGUCAAUCCCAUUUCGAUCGCUGCGUCUCACAGUAUCACAAAUGCUAUCUUUACCUGCAAACUCUUCGGCGCCAUGGGCGACAUUCUUGACGCUAUGUAA